AUGGCCAAUAGGACAGAAUGGAAAGAAUGGACUACACCAUGGGAUACUUUAAUCGACUGUAUACUGUUAGCAAAUGGAGAUCCAAAUACCAGUGAAGUCAUGUGUCGUAUAGCCAGCGUUUUUGGAGUUGUAAUGGGUUAUAUAUUUCCAUGUGUCGGUGGAUUCGGAAUAAUUACUAAUUCGAUAGUUGCUUUUAUAUUUCUUGUUCUACUUCGUCAUGAAACAAAACAUUUUAUAUUUUUAGGCGCACUUGCCUUGGCCGACAUCGCUGUGUCCAUAAAUAUGGGUUGGUUAUGGUUUUUUCCGUCUUAUGGUCUACCGUAUAUUUCUUCAGGAAGUAUAUAUUAUUUCCUGUUGACUAGAUCAAGUAUAGUUUGUCGUUUAUCUAUAUUUUUUCAAACUUUCUUUUGUAUUCUCCGAGGGAAUAUUUAUGUAUUACUGGCCUUUGAUCGAUUAUUUUUUAUGCACAAACCAUUGGUCUACAAUAAAAUUCCUAGAUAUUACACUGGAAUUCUUUUGAUUGUAGUCAUUAUUCUUACUGUUUUAAUGUCACUCCCCAUUACACUAUUUGUUGAUCUGAUAUCCGUAAAAGGCUUAUCCACAUGUUGGUUUAGUAGUCAAACAAAGAUACUACCAUUCUAUCAAGUGUUAUUCUCAAAUACAUGUCUAAUUCAACUCACCAUAGUCGCACUGUUCGAUGUCUUCUUUCUGCUGAAAGUGUUAAACUGGUCACGAAGUCGUCUUCAAGUCACUGAAACUGCAGUUAAAGAAAAGAAAACUAUUUCACCAAUUAUUACUCUUCUUGUGUUAAAUAUUUUAUCAUUUUUAUUUGCUGCACCAAGUGGUAUAACCUAUAUGAUUUUAGUUACAUAUGAAAAUGCACCUUAUGAAUAUAUUCGUAUGUUAACAUUUUUUAUUUAUAUUUCAUGGAUUUUAAUAUUUCUUCAAUCUUCACUGAAUAUUUUACUUUAUUUUAUCCGUAUCAUUAAAUUUCGUCGAGUUCUACAAAAGCUGAUUUGUUGUAAUUUUGGAAAAAUAUCAAAUGUCAGUAAAGAUUCAACAGUGAGUUCAUUCAAAUAAAAAUUAUCUAAUUAAUUUUAAACUGAUUACUUAUAACAUAACGUUAAUAUAGUUUCCUUAUCCAUUACAAUUAUUUCUUUGUUUAAAUGCAUUAAUGGAGCAGCAUUAAUGCACGCGCCGAAUAUAAUUCAAAAGUUUUCAAUAGAAAACAGUCAUAAUAAUUGUUUCUUUUCUGGAAGUAUUAUAUUCAAAAGAAUGGAUACUGAACAAAGAGUACUCUUUCAAUAACGCCUUCUUCAUCAGGCUCUACAGUUAUUUAUAUACAUU
This is a messenger RNA of Trichobilharzia regenti, 1347 nucleotides long. NCBI's taxonomy places the organism in Eukaryota, Metazoa, Platyhelminthes, Trematoda, Strigeidida, Schistosomatidae. The record is from the annotation of a GenBank genome assembly.